Molecule: messenger RNA, 3851 nt
Organism: Carya illinoinensis
Lineage: Eukaryota; Viridiplantae; Streptophyta; Magnoliopsida; Fagales; Juglandaceae
Product: villin-3-like
Exons: 24
Coding region: 407-3316 (969 amino acids)
Biological process (GO): actin filament severing; cytoskeleton organization
Molecular function (GO): actin filament binding
Source: RefSeq, a predicted model, not a curated record
GGCCGGUGCCACGGUCACCGGAUCCUUGCCUUAAAAUAACGGCCUUGUGUGGCCAUUCCCUUUCAGAAACUCCACUUUCUUUUCUCCAUCAUCUUCAUCCUCAUAAUUCAUUCAUUCAUACCCUUCUCUUUUCUCCCUCUCUCUGUAUUACAAAUCUCAAAAGGCUAAAAAGUUAGAGAGAGAAACUCACCUACAGAGCAAUAAUUCACUUUUUUCUUUCCAAGUAUCUUCCUAUCCUUCUCUUUAUUGCCAGCUCGUCCCUCCCAUAACACCCACUUCUCAUCUUUCUCACCCCCCUCAUUACUAUCAACGAGACACCGAUCUCAGUUGACUCGUGGAGAUUUUAGAGACCAGAAAAUAGGAAUUUGGCUUUUUCUGAAUCAUUGACAAAAAAGGCUUUCUGGCAAUGUCUAGCUCUGCAAAAUUGGAUCCUGCAUUUCAGGGAGCGGGUCAGAGAGUAGGGACUGAAAUUUGGCGAAUCGAGAACUUUCAGCCCGUUCCAUUGCCAAAGUCUGAAUGCGGAAAAUUCUACAUGGGGGAUUGCUACAUUGUCUUGCAGACAACACAAGGCAAAGGAGGUGCCUAUCUCUUUGACAUACACUUCUGGAUUGGGAAAGAUUCAAGUCAGGAUGAAGCUGGAACAGCGGCUAUAAAAACUGUUGAACUUGAUGCAGUUCUUGGAGGACGUGCGGUGCAGCACAGGGAAUUGCAAGGACAUGAAUCUGACAAAUUCUUGUCUUACUUUAAACCUUGUAUUAUACCAUUGGAGGGUGGUGUUGCAUCAGGAUUUAAAAAGCCCGAGGAAGAAGAAUUUGAACCACGGUUGUAUAUCUGUAAAGGAAAACGAAUUGUCAGAAUGAAACAGGUUCCUUUUGCCCGGUCAUCACUGAACCAUGAUGAUGUAUUUAUCCUGGACACUCAGAGUAAAAUUUAUCAAUUCAAUGGUGCAAAUUCCAAUAUCCAGGAAAGGGCCAAGGCCUUGGAAGUAAUUCAGUUUUUGAAGGAAAAGUAUCACGAGGGGGUGUGUGAUGUUGCAAUUAUUGAUGAUGGGAAGUUGGAUACUGAGUCAGACUCAGGUGAGUUCUGGGUCCUCUUUGGUGGUUUUGCUCCAAUUGGCAAGAAGGUCAUUAGUGAAGAUGAGGUUAUUCCUGAGGCCACUCCUGCUAAAUUUUAUAGCAUUACUGAUGGACAGGUGAAGAUAGUAGAGGGUGAACUUUCCAAAUCCCUGUUGGAAAACAACAAAUGCUAUCUAGUGGACUGUGGUGCGGAGGUAUUUGUUUGGAUUGGCCGGGUAACACAAGUGGAGGAGAGAAAGGCAGCCAUCCAAGUGGCUGAGGAAUUUGUCUCUAGUCAAAAUAGGCCAAAAUCUACACGUAUUACCCGGCUUAUUCAAGGUUAUGAGACACGUUCAUUUAAAUCCAACUUUGACUCUUGGCCCUCAGGCUCUGCGGCUCCUGCCAAUGAAGAAGGAAGAGGCAAAGUAGCAGCUAUGUUGAAGCAACAAGGAGUUGGUGUCAAGGGCAUGACAAAAAGUACUCCUGUAAACGAGGAAGUCCCACCUUUGCUUGAGGGAGGUGGAAAGAUGGAGGUAUGGCGCAUCAAUGGCAGUGCCAAGACACCAUUGCCUGCAGAGGAUAUUGGUAAAUUUUAUAGUGGAGAUUGCUACAUUGUUCUGUCUACGUACCACUCUGGUGAUAGGAAAGAAGAUUACUUUUUGUGCUCUUGGUUUGGAAAGAAUAGCAUUGAGGAGGACCAAAAGAUGGCUACUCGUUUGGCUAACACUAUGUUCAACUCAUUAAAGGGGAGACCUGUUCAGGGUCGCAUAUUUCAAGAUAAAGAGCCGCCGCAAUUUGUUGCACUUUUUCAACCUAUGGUGGUCCUUAAGGGAGGUUUGAGCUCUGGUUACAAAAAAUGUAUUGCUGACAAAGGUUUGGUGGAUGAAACUUACAUGACGGAUUCUGUUGCACUCAUUCGGAUAUCUGGAACUUCCGUUCAUAACAAUAAGACAGUGCAAGUUGAUGCAGUUGCAACGUCAUUGAACUCUACAGAGUGUUUUAUCUUGCAAUCAGGCUCUUCAAUUUUCACCUGGCAUGGAAAUCAAUGUACUUUUGAGCAGCAGCAGCUAGCUGCAAAAGUUGCAGAGUUUUUGAAGCCUGGAGUUGCUCUGAAACAUGCUAAAGAAGGAACAGAGAGCUCAUCCUUCUGGUUUCCCCUUGGAGGGAAACAAAGUUACACCAGCAAAAAAGUUGCUCUGGAGAUUCUCAGAGAUCCUCACUUGUUCACAUUCUCAUUCACCAAAGGAAAGUUUCAGGUAGAGGAAGUUUACAACUUCUCUCAGGACGAUCUGUUGACAGAGGAUAUCUUGAUACUUGACACGCACGCUGAAGUAUUUGUCUGGGUUGGUCAGUCUGUAGACUCCAAAGAAAAGCAAAAUGCUUUUGAAAUUGGCCAGAAAUACAUAGAGAUGGCUGCAUCCAUCGACGGGUUAUCUCCAAAUAUACCACUAUACAAAGUCACCGAAGGAAAUGAACCGUGCUUCUUCACAACAUACUUUUCAUGGGAUCAUUUAAAAGCUAUUGCUCAAGGAAAUUCAUUCCAAAAGAAGGUGGCGCUGUUGUUUGGGAUUGGCCAUGCUGUAGAGGAUAAAUCAAGUGGGAAUCAAGGAGGAGCAACUCAAAGAGCUUCAGCUUUAGCUGCCUUAUCUUCUGCAUUCAAUCCAUCUUCCGGGAAAUCAUCCAAUGCGGCUCUGGAAAAAUCCAAUGGGUCAAAUCAAGGAGGUCAUAGGCAAAGGGCUGAAGCUCUAGCUGCCUUAAACGCUGCAUUUACUUCAUCCUCUGGAACCAAAUCUGCUGCUCCCAGGUCAUCUAUCGCAGGUCAAGGAUCACAAAGAGCUGCGGCAGUUGCUGCUCUUUCAUCAGUACUUACUGCUGAAAAAAAGCAAUCACGUGAUCCUUCUCCUACUCCAUCCAAUAGCAGUCCUCCACCAGAAACUAACCCCACUGAGAUCCCUCGAGAAGUUCCAUUAGUCAAGGAGGCUGUGGAAGCUGCAGCUGUAUCUCAAAACAAUGGGGAGGAUUCUGAGCCAAAGCAAGAGACAGUUCCGGAGGACAAUGGUAGUGAAAGUGGUCAAACAUUCACUUAUGAUCAACUGAAGGCAAAAUCUGAUAAUCCAGCGACUGGAAUUGAUUUGAAACGAAGAGAGGCUUAUCUGUCAGAUGAGGAGUUCCAAACUAUAUUUGGGAUGACCAAAGGAGCAUUCUGUAAAUUGCCAAAGUGGAAGCGAGACAUGCAGAAGAAGAAAGUUGAUUUAUUUUAGAGACCAAGCACAUUAAAGAGAGAGUUUUCCACCUACUUAUGGUUCUUUGUUAUUCAAUUAUAUUGAUCUCACUUCUAAGUUGGGUAUCUGUGGUUCAUUGGUAGAACAUACCUGGUUUGCAAUGUCUUAGCCCUGUGCUAUUUGCCCUUGAUGAACACAGCUGUGAUAGCAUCGGUAUUGUUUGUGAUGGCAUCUGGAGAGUGAUUCUUUUAUUUUAUCCUUUGAAAGUGCUGCUGCCUUUUGUAAUGGUCAGUCUCACAGAUUCUAGUUUAAGAGGCUUGAGGCAGGUCAAAUUCUUUUAUUUGGUUAGUAUGUAUUCCUUUUUGUGAUUAUCUGACUGUUGUCUCAUCUUUUAUUUUGUUAAAAGGGGGGGGGGGGGGGGGGGGGUUGUAUAUCCAAGUGCAUUUGCAUUCAGAUUCUAAGCCAAAGAAUGGCAAUUUGUCGAUUGCUUGCGAUUUUUGAGUUUUGUACUGAUACUGCUGAAUGUUGUUCUCUUCGGUUUUUAUGCAAUACAUGAUAAUGUUGAGUCUUUAAA